AUGCUUCCGCCCAGCUACCUCCAGUUCGCCGCCGCCGCUCUCAUGAUUCAUUGGCCAUCCAGAGCAUCGCCCAUGCAUGACGUCCGUCGUUUGCAACCUGGAUCUCGUCGCUGCGGAUCGCCUCGCUCAUCAACACUUGACCUUGUGGAUAAGUUUCCCUUCGUGCCGUCGUCCAACACGACACCUCUCGACGCCCUGAUGGCCCGCUUGGAGUCUGGUCCUUGAAGCUUUGCAUUGUGUGCCUGCCCAGUUAGAUUCUCUGUGCGCUCCCUUGCUAGAACCUCGCCCGACUCGUGCGCUCCCGCGCCUCUUUCCCUUUUCUCUAUCGUUUCAUCUCAUCAUUCAGACUGCUGAGAUUCGUUAGAGAACAGGUCCGUUGCAAUCGCAUGAUCGUUUCAUCUCAUCAUUCAGACUGCUGAGAUUCGUUAGAGAACAGAUCGCUCGGCUGCGCCGCGGCUGCCUCUCCAGGCCGCGUCUUCACCGCCUCGCGACUUCUCGACCGGGGAGCACUUUGCUACGUCGUCCUGCCUCGCAACCUCCCGAAACGAUCCGGUCCGUGCCGCCUCACGAUUCUCCAGCGACCCCCCGGUCCCAACUUAACAGAACUAUCGUCCCAGCCGCGCGGCACGUCGCCCGUGGCCGCUAUCGCGCCCGUCAACGAAGACGAACAGCUCCGCCUUGCCGCGCUCGACCAGCGCCUGCGCGCGGUUUACGCUGAUCGCUUCCCUGACGACAUUCCACCGGUUGCCACCUAUCAAUCCCCGGUGCGACACCAUAUCGAGCUUGACAACCCGCGCACUGUGAUCAACCUGCGCGGCUAUCCGGUCGCCAAACGCCAUCGCCAGGCAUGGUACCUGCUGCUUCAAAAGCACCUCGCAAGUGGCCGUCUUCGCCCCUCACGUUCGCCGUACGCGUCACCGGCGUUCAUCAUCCCCAAGAAGGGCUCGGAUGUGGACCCGACCAUUGCACCGCGAUGGGUGAACGACUACCGCCACCUCAAUCGGCACACCAUCAAGGACCGCACACCCUUGCCCCUGGCCGAUGACAUCCUGUCGACGUGCUCCAAAGCGCAGUUCUGGGCCAAGAUUGACAUGACCAACUCCUUCUUUCAGACCAAGAUGGCGGAAGAGGAUAUAGCAAAGACCGCGGUUUCGACACCCUGGGGUUUGUACGAAUGGACGGUCAUGCCCAUGGGACUCUGCAACGCGCCCGCCACCCACCAGCGCCGCGUCAACGACGCCCUGCACGGAUUACUCGGCACCAUCUGCUUCGUCUACCUUGACGACAUCACCAUCUUCGCCGAUACGCUGGAGGAGCACGAGGCCCGUGUUUGCCAAGUUCUGAACGCCCUGCGCCGAGCCGAACUCUACUGCUCGCCAUCAAAGACCAACCUCGCCACCUCGGAGUGUGAGUUUCUUGGCCACAUCAUCAACCGCUCCGGCGUACACGCCGACCCCAAGAAGAUCAAGCGCAUCCACGACUGGCAUCUCCCAGCGACCGUCACGGAACUGAAGGGGUUUCUCGGUUUGGUGCAGUACCUCCGCAGGUUCAUUCCGGGCCUUGCCGAGCAUACCGCUGCGCUGACCCCGUUGACAAUCAAAGGGCUGACAUCCAUCGACAACCUCUGGACAACUCCAACGGUCCGUCACUUUGAAGCCAUCAAGUCCAUUGUCGUCUCCCUUGACUGCCUACGCCCGCCCGACCACUCUGCCGAUGCCAUGCCAUUCUGGGUGAUGACCGACGCCAGUCUUCAAGGUAUCGGAGGUGUGCUCCUGCAGGGCUCGCAUUGGAAGACCGCACACCCCAUUGCCUACUGGUCGCGUCAAUACAUCCCAGCUGAACGCAACUACCCUACGCACGAGCAGGAACUCCUAGCUAUUGUCGAGGCUCUCAAGGAAUGGCGCAUUGAUCUCCUGGGUGGCCAUUUUCACAUCCUUACCGACCAUUCCACACUUGAGCACUUUCAGACGCAGCGCACGGUCAUCUCGCGACGCCAGGCGCGCUGGCUUGACACCUUGGCCGAAUUCGAUUACGACCUCCAGUAUCUCCCGGGCAGGGAGAACAUUGUAGCCGACGCGAUGAGCAGGUACUCCUUUCCCGAGCCACUUCCCGUCAUUGUGGCCAACAUUUCGCAAGUCUCGCUCUCGGAUGUCGUCAAGCAGCAAAUUGUCGACGCGUACAAAACCGACGCAUUCUGCCAGCAAGCCCUGAACAACAUCGCGUCGGUCGCAUCGGAGUUCAAGAUUAUUGACGCAUUGCUGUAUUUACGGGGCCGGCUUGUCAUUCCACUACUAGCCCCGCUCCGUGAGUCCAUCCUUCACGAUGCUCAUGACGCGCUGGGGCACCUAGGUGAUGUAAAAACGUACCAGACUGUUAUACAGACGUACUUUUGGCCGAACAUGUCCCGCCACGUCAAGCACUACGUGCAACAAUGUGACUCAUGUCAACGAACCAAGGCCCGUACCACUCGCGUCGCGGGCAAGCUUCACUCCCUUCCCGUUCCAGUGCGCCCCAUGACGGACAUCGCCGUUGACUUUGUCGGACCGCUGCCAACAAACAAGGGGUUCGACCGUGUCUUGACGAUCACCGAUCGACUGUCGGGAUAUGUCCGCCUCAUCCCUGCGCGCGAAGCCGACACAGCGGCGGAUGUUGCCAACCGCUUUCAUGAGGGGUGGCAUCGUUUUUUUGGCCUGCCUCAACGGAUUGUCUCGGAUCGUGACAAGUUGUUCACGAGCAAGUUCUGGUCCGCCCUGCACAAGCGUCUGAACAUCAAGCUGCAGCUUUCCUCGGUGUUCCACCCCGAGACUGACGGGCGCAGCGAGAAGACGAACAAGACCGCAUUCCAGAUCCUACGCUCGCUUGUCAACAGGGAACAAUCCAAUUGGGUUGAAUGUCUCACCGCUUGUGAGUAUGCCAUCAACUCAUCGGUCAACGUUUCGACGGGGAAGACCCCGUUUGAGCUUGUCCUGGGGUACACACCCACCCUCGCCCCGCUUGCCCCUAUUGAGGGCGACGAGGAGCUCCCAUCGGUUGAGGAGCUGCUCGCACUUCGCUUCCAGUCAUGCGAGGAGGCACAAGACCAACUCGCUGUGUCCAAAGUUCGUCAAGCCGCCCAAGCCAACAAGGACCGCGCGGAUGAACCUUCAUGGGCCGUCAGGGACCUUGUGCUGCUCGACUCAAGUGACCGCAGGAAGCGACUUCACACCCGCAAGCGCCGCGCAGCCAAGCUCAUGGACCGUUUCGACGGCCCUUAUCGCAUUGUUGCGGCGCAGCCAGGGAUCUCCACGUACACCUUGCAACUCAACAAGGACGAUUCCGCGGUACCGUUCUUCCACACGGGCAAGCUCAAGGCCUACCGCUCAAAUGAUUCGGAAUUGUUCCCAAGCCGAGAACCCGCGCGCCCGGGACCGGUGGACAUAGGUGGAGAACCCGAGUGGGUCAUCGAGGACAUCGUCGAUGAAAGGGUCCGAGCGGGGAAGACUCAAUAUUUGGUCUCUUGGGUUUCAUGGCCGUCGCUAUCCAGUGUAAGGCAAGGCCUUACGACGGGCCACAGGCAUUAGAAAUAGAGCUUGCGCGCGCCUAGCUUCUUCAGCUCUCUCUUCAUCGAGCUGACACCAGAAGCUAGGUGAGUACUGGUGUUCCCUAUCUCAGCACUAUCGUAUCUUAUCGAGCUGACACCAGAAGCUAGUUGUAA
Messenger RNA from Microbotryum saponariae, 3694 nucleotides. The record is from the annotation of a GenBank genome assembly. Lineage: Eukaryota; Fungi; Basidiomycota; Microbotryomycetes; Microbotryales; Microbotryaceae.